Messenger RNA from Protopolystoma xenopodis, 321 nucleotides. NCBI's taxonomy places the organism in Eukaryota, Metazoa, Platyhelminthes, Monogenea, Polystomatidea, Polystomatidae. The record is from the annotation of a GenBank genome assembly.
AUGUGUUCCACCUUCUCCCUGUGCCCACCCCUCGAAGCCACCUGUUGUGCUGCGUCCACAUACUCUUUGCCUCCAUCCGAAUCGCCCCCGGAAUCCCAUGACACUCCGGGACUUGGACUCUCGGCUUGCCGCGCUGCGCCGAAGUCGCCUAGUCCUCCUCCGCUGACGCCUUCGCGUUGGCUUGACCGUUGGCCGCUGUGGGACAAGUCAACUGUGACAAGUCUUGCCUCGGCUUAUCUCAAAGUUGCCAUCGGCCUCGUCUGUUGCCAUCCGAGGAGGGCACAAACGGGCCGGCACAGGAAGCUGUAUGCAUGCCUGUAG